This is a messenger RNA of Blastomyces gilchristii SLH14081, 2361 nucleotides long. RefSeq lists its product as uncharacterized. Lineage: Eukaryota; Fungi; Ascomycota; Eurotiomycetes; Onygenales; Ajellomycetaceae. The record is from RefSeq and is a predicted model, not a curated record. The coding region runs from base 1625 to 2020 and encodes 131 amino acids. The transcript has a single exon.
AGAGAAGAGCUCCAAAAAACGGACACUCCCGUAACCAUGCGGAGUUAAGAGAUUCGAGAUAUCACAAAGUACCCGCUCUGCUGGCUAAGUAGUACAUCAUCAUCAUCAUCAUCAGCAUCUCAGCUCUCUGGCGGUAAAGCCUUGAUUGAGAAUAAUGAAUUAGGGUUUCGGUGCCCGAAAAGGGGGGCGAGCCAAGCCUUUUUAUAACCCCGAACGUAAAUACCUCCGAACCGGGUGAUAUGGCCUCUUUUGAGCGCUCUUUGUGUCUAUCGAGGAGCGGAUUUUGGUAUUUGCUAGUCGAGGAAACUAGCCUGGUAGUCGGUCUUCACAGCAGAAUCUACUUCCUGUGCAUGGAACAUAUAUUCUUUUCGAAGUCAUAAAAGCACGCCAGAGUGCGUGCUUCCACCCAAUUGAUAACUACAGGUGUGCAAUCACCUGCUUAGCUACCAUGCGACAAAGAAGAUGACUUAACUCCAAUUGGGCUUGAAAUCCGUGGGAAUAGUUAAUAAUAUCACAGGCAGACGGCAAGACGAGAAGCGCUAGAACAUUGAACACAUUGCACAUUGGCGUCAAACUGAGGCAGCAAUAUGUCAAUUCAUCGAGCAUUAACUUAGCCUUGGCACAUCGCGCCCGCGAAACACUUUCUAUUCUAACCUUAGGAAGAGGAGCAUUCUGGGGAUGUUUCAUGAUAUCUGGUGAAGAUACGUUUUUAUAUCAUUCAACUAUGCUGCAUGUGCAGUUCAACUUUAGAGAAAUAAUAGUUAGAGUUCUUCCACCACUUUUAAUUAAUUCCAAGGGCCUCUGACGAAAACAUGGCUACUUCACAUUCAACAAGUCAAGCAUACAGUCACACAAUCCGUGAGAAGGCAGUCUUUUAUUCUCUUAUUCCGAUCUUCAGUAAUUGUUACUCUGUCUACACGAGCGACAAUUUGUUCCGCUAUAAUCACUAUAUGGGUAGAUACACACAAUGCUAACUAGAAAUUCUAGCAAUUCGGCUUCUCAUCGCGUUCACACCCCAAACAAGCAAAUCCCUCCACUGGCGCCAGAAAUUAGCACUCACCUCUCUACAAGUGCAAAGGGCUACAUAUUCUACAAAAGAGCUCCUCAGUAACCUUUGAAAGAGCCCAACCGGGACGGCAAUUGAGGGCUACUGCACCACACGCGGAAUCCCGCAUAAAGCAAUCAUCGUGAACCGUAUUUCUACUCACGCCACCGCCAACCUUGCACUUUGUCACCCCCAUAUCAGCCACCGCAGAUGGCCCAACGCUGCUGUAUUUCCAUGGAGGGAGAUAUGUCAACCCUCUGAGAGCCGCUGGUCAUAUGCCCUAUACCCUCGGUGCGGUACAGCCUGCAAGGCCAAAGAAAUAGUCUUCCUCGAGUACGCUCUAGCGCCGGAAUAUCAAUACCCAGUUCAACUCAUCCAAGCCGUGGCUGCCCUUCGUUACCUUCUAAACGAUCUGUCAUUGAGAGUUGAUGAUAUUAUAAUCGCUGGCGACAGCGCGGGUGACAAUUUGGCAGGGUCUCUACUAGUGCAUAUCGCCAAAGCAUCACUCACCGUACACAGCACCGCUGGAUAUUGGUGGUGGGCAGCUUAGAGCCGUGCUAUUUGUAAGUCCCUGACAGAAUGAUGACGGUUGAUCAAGAAAGUUAUGAGACGAAUGAUGGGAAGGAUUACAUUGAUGGGCCCAUAGCCCUCCGGUUUAAGGGGGCGUGGAAUCCCACUAGGGGAGAUGCAUGGGCAGACCUAUGCGAAGGGGAAGGCACUGAUGAAGUUUGGCGUCAAGUGUUUCCGGCAUCAGGGGGCCCGCCGGGUCUAGUCAAGAAGGCGAUGGUUACAGCAGGGACGGCCGAAGUUCUUCUGGACAGUUGUCGGAGGUUCGCCAGGGAUUGUGUGAAAGCAGAGACUGUUGUUGCUGGCCGCGGAUCCGAUUGGAGUGCCUUUGACAGGAAGACCUUUGUUUAUGCGGAGUGUGAGGGCGAGAUCCAUGUUCAACCUGCUCUAGAUUGCGGUCGGGUAUAAUAAUGGACCCAUAAUUCAAGCGAUCCUCAGGUGGUUGGAGAGCGUAUAGUGGUGUCACAGGGCAUCCCAAUGGUCAGAAUGCCAGUUCUAUGAAGACGGAAUUCUGUAGCGCUGGUCAGGAAAUGAGGCGAUAUGAUUCAAAACAGUCUUGAAAUGGAACUUUGAAUAAUGUUUGAACCCACCCACCACAUAUGUCACUCUUUUCAAGUUGCAUUGAAUCUAUUACUAGUGCACGAAGUUUCAAAAUGUAAGUGCAAAGCAUUGCGAUCACAUUAGGAGAACUCGUAAUUAGUAUAUACAUACUUCCAGAUCAUACAUAUCAAAUAGAAAUAUAAGAGUAA